Iphiclides podalirius (scarce swallowtail) is the source of this 246-nucleotide messenger RNA. NCBI's taxonomy places the organism in Eukaryota, Metazoa, Arthropoda, Insecta, Lepidoptera, Papilionidae. The record is from the annotation of a GenBank genome assembly.
AUGUCAAAGUUGUGUGAAACAUCAAGUAAGAAUCUAAGUUUGAAAAUGAUUAUCCCGGUGAGGUGUUUUACCUGUGGAAAAGUCAUUGGUAAUAAAUGGGAAGCAUAUCUUGGACUACUACAAGCAGAGUACACUGAAGGUGAUGCUCUAGAUGCUCUUGGUUUAAAGAGAUAUUGCUGCCGUAGGAUGCUGCUUGGACACGUUGAUCUAAUUGAGAAACUACUGAAUUAUGCACCAUUGGAGAAA